Messenger RNA from Trametes versicolor FP-101664 SS1, 447 nucleotides. RefSeq lists its product as uncharacterized. The coding region runs from base 1 to 447 and encodes 148 amino acids. The transcript has 4 exons. The record is from RefSeq and is a predicted model, not a curated record. NCBI's taxonomy places the organism in Eukaryota, Fungi, Basidiomycota, Agaricomycetes, Polyporales, Polyporaceae.
AUGAGCGAAACCGGCCAACACCGCUUUUAUCGCGGCCACCGUUCGAAAUCCUUCUACCCUCAGGAUGUCAACGAACUCGUUGAGCUACGUGCUCGGUCGAGGACUUUCGACGGAGCAUACGGCCGAAGCGCCAUCUCCAACCUCGGUUACGCCCUGACGAUUUUACGACUGUUCGAUAAACGAUUCUUCAAGAUCGGAAUCCUGUACACAGCGCUCGCCGGAAUACUCUUCAUCCUGGCAUACUUUAGACAGCGGCACUCCAGACACGACUUCGCCGACAACCACCGCAAUCCAGCCGCACACGAGAGCGCGAUAAAGACCGUCGGGCAGACGGGCAAGCGCAUUUUCGGACGGCCGUUCGUCACCGCGGGGUGGAUCGUCGCACUGCUCUCCGUAGUGGUAUUUGCGGUCGAGAUUUGUUUGUUGGUGCUCAUUUUCAAUCUCUGA